Cucurbita moschata (crookneck pumpkin) is the source of this 2217-nucleotide messenger RNA. RefSeq names its product probable chlorophyll(ide) b reductase NYC1, chloroplastic. The record is from RefSeq and is a predicted model, not a curated record. The transcript has 10 exons. Gene Ontology annotation, molecular function: chlorophyll(ide) b reductase activity. NCBI's taxonomy places the organism in Eukaryota, Viridiplantae, Streptophyta, Magnoliopsida, Cucurbitales, Cucurbitaceae. The coding region runs from base 107 to 1648 and encodes 513 amino acids. Gene Ontology annotation, biological process: chlorophyll catabolic process; PSII associated light-harvesting complex II catabolic process.
AUUCCCUCUAAACUCUUCCAAAAAUAUCUCUCACAGCAAUACCUUUUUCCCGGUGGCAUUCUGUUAUAAGAAAUUCGCACUUUUUGUGCAACUCUAUCUUCCAUCAAUGACUGCGCUUACGAGGCAUCACGUCUACCCACAAAGUUUCGGGGUCCCAAGUUCCAGAGAUGGGCACCUGAUCGGAGCUCUCGGACGGGGAGUCCACCGGUUCGGGGUUGGAGUAUCGACGAGCCGCAGUGGGUUCUGCUUGAGGAAGUGUAGAUCGUGCAGAGGCGAGGAUUGUGAAGGGAGGAAUCGUGGAAAUUCGAGGUUAAAAGAAGUGAAAACGAAGAAGGAAAGUGAGUUUUGGAAAUUUUGGAGGUCUGGUGUUCUGGGUAAGUUUAAUUUGGUUUUGGGGUCGGAUGUUGAUCGGGAGAAGCUUAUGGCAAAUAUGGAGGGUUUGAUUUCUACAGCUGCACUGCAAAUUGGAAGAUAUAUCGUUACCAUGAUGAGCACUGGUGUUGUACUUGCUGUUGGAUUUCAGCUAUCAGGUGGAGACAGUCAGAUGAACACACUGAUUUGGUAUAGCUGGCUUGGAGGGGUUAUUAUUGGAACCAUGAUUGGUGCUAACAUGGUAUUAGAGGAGCACUGCAGAGCUGGUCCACGCAAUGUUGUUAUAACUGGAAGCACAAGAGGAUUGGGGAAAGCACUAGCCAGAGAGUUUCUUCUUUCUGGAGACCGUGUGGUUGUGGCAUCACGCAGUCCUGAAUCCGUUCAAGAAACUCUCAGAGAGCUGGAGGAGAACUUAAAUGGUCUAAUGCUCAGAAAUGGUUCUUCCAAUACAAGCCUGUCACAUGCUAAAGUUGUUGGCACAACGUGCAACGUCCGCGACCCUGAAGAUGUUCAUAACUUAGCUGAAUUUGCUUUAAACGAACUUGGUUCCAUUGACAUUUGGAUAAACAAUGCGGGCACAAAUAAAGGCUUUCGACCAUUACUGCAGUUUACUGAUGAGGAUAUUAUUCAGAUUCUCUCAACAAACCUUGUUGGUUCGCUUCUUUGUACACGAGAAGCCAUGCGGGUAAUGAGAAAUCAGGCUAAAGGAGGGCAUAUAUUUAACAUGGACGGUGCUGGCUCUGGAGGUUCAAGUACUCCUUUGACGGCUGUGUAUGGAUCAACAAAAUGUGGUCUUAGACAGCUUCAAUCAUCUCUUUUGAAAGAAUGCAGGCGGUCCAAUGUAGGAGUACACACUGCAUCUCCUGGCAUGGUUUUGACAGAUCUCCUUCUUAGUGGUUCAACUGUGAGAAACAAACAGAUGUUCAACAUCAUAUGUGAGCUUCCUGAAACAGUUGCUAGAACAUUAGUUCCUCGGAUGCGGGUCGUGAAAGGAACAGGAAGAGCCAUCAACUACUUAACUCCUCCAAGAAUCUUAUUAGCUCUGGUCACUGCCUGGCUGCGACGAGGUCGGUGGUUCGACGAACAGGGGAGGGCUCUGUAUGCAGCGGAGGCAGACAGAAUACGUAACUGGGCCGAAAACCGCACUCGUUUCUCCUUCACCGAUGCAAUGGAGAUGUACACAGAGAACACCUGGGUGUCUGUCUUCUCCCUUUCAAUCGUUUGCGCAUUCAUAAUUCUCUCUACCACAACAAACAACACAUUCCCUGGAACUUGAUUUUCUUCGAAUACAACACGAACCAAGAGAGCAUUCGAACGUCGUCGGGAAAGCAGCAUUGUUAGAUACUGAUAGGGGAGAAGAAAAGAGAGGAGAAAGGGACAUUGUUAGUUGAGCUAGCCUCCUUGCACACUAAGGGAAAACCAACCCCCACUUCCUCUAGCAAAUGUAUUGACUGACUGCCUAACCGCAAACGCAGAGGCAUGAAAAGGGCCUCUGGAGGCGUAUUUAUUUGUUUAGCUCAAUGGACUGAUCUGCAUUGAAAUGUAGUGUGUAAGAAGCCCACAAGAAUUCAAGUAAAGUUGGUGCCUUUUUUAAUACUCUGCGUGCGCGGCGGGACUUGGUCAAGUCAAAUGCUUUGCCGGGUUCACAAAUGGCUUCUGCUCUGUUCUGCCUUCCACGUUUGAACAAGCAACCACCGUCUCCAUCUCCACCACUCUCUUGGCUGGCAGCCGGUGGGAUAUAUAUUUAUAUUGAAAACGUUGCAAGCAAGCUUAUAAUUCAAGACUAGCAAAUAUAAUAUUGUAAUUUUUAAUUCCCCCUCACCACACGGUCUUAUUGUGGUCAAA